Acanthopagrus latus (yellowfin seabream) is the source of this 3981-nucleotide messenger RNA. RefSeq names its product 3-hydroxy-3-methylglutaryl-coenzyme A reductase-like. Lineage: Eukaryota; Metazoa; Chordata; Actinopteri; Spariformes; Sparidae. Gene Ontology annotation, molecular function: NADP binding; protein binding; hydroxymethylglutaryl-CoA reductase (NADPH) activity. Gene Ontology annotation, biological process: isoprenoid biosynthetic process; coenzyme A metabolic process; sterol biosynthetic process. Gene Ontology annotation, cellular component: peroxisomal membrane; endoplasmic reticulum membrane. Bases 160 to 2823 code for a protein of 887 amino acids. The record is from RefSeq and is a predicted model, not a curated record. The transcript has 20 exons.
GGUCGGAAGAUAUAGUAGCGUGCCAUCGUUCCAUCGGUCUUCGCUCGGCACCGGAGGGUGUACUCUGUGUCAGUGAGACUCGGCUGACUCACAUCAGAGCGCUCCCCACCAUCACACCGAGCUCACUCACUGGUCUGCCCGCUCAAGGUCUGUUGCAACAUGCUGACCCAUCUGUUCCGAAUGCACGGGCUCCUGGUGGCCUCUCACCAGUGGGAGGUGAUUGUCGGCACAGUCACGCUCACCAUCUGCAUGAUGUCCAUGAACAUGUUCACUGGCAAUGAUCAGAUCUGUGGCUGGAACUUUGACUGCCCUAAAACCGAAGAGCAAAUUCUAAGCAGUGACAUCAUCAUUCUGACCAUCACACGUUGCAUUGCCAUUGUGUAUAUUUACUUCCAGUUCCAGAACUUGAGACAACUUGGAUCCAAAUAUAUCUUAGGCAUUGCUGGCCUUUUCACCAUAUUCUCCAGCUUUGUCUUCAGCACAGUUGUCAUUCACUUUCUUGAUAAAGAGCUCACAGGCCUCAACGAGGCCUUACCCUUCUUCCUGCUUCUCAUCGACCUCUCCAAAGCAUGCGCUCUCGCCAAGUUUGCCUUAAGCUCCAAUUCUCAGGAUGAAGUGAGGGACAACAUUGCUCGUGGCAUGGCAGUUUUGGGACCCACCUUCACUCUGGAUGCCCUGGUGGAGUGCCUAGUGAUCGGCGUGGGAACCAUGUCUGGUGUGCGACAGUUGGAAAUCAUGUGCUGCUUUGGCUGCAUGUCUGUCUUGGCCAACUACUUUGUGUUCAUGACUUUCUUCCCAGCGUGUGUCUCACUGGUGCUGGAGUUGUCCCGUGAGAGUCAGGAGGGCCAUCCUAUCUGGCAGCUGAGCCACUUUUCCAGAGUGAUGGAGGAGGAGGAGGACAACAAACCCAACCCUGUAACACAGAGAGUCAAAAUGAUCAUGUCUCUGGGCCUGGUGAUGGUUCACGCCCACAGCCGCUGGAUCGCUGAGCCCUUGUCCAUCAACACCCCGGUGGGCAUGCCACAGGUCAGCAUGGACCUGGACCACCUCUCACCCAGGAGGAUCGAGCCAGAGAAGCCACUGUGGCACUUCUAUCUGACCAGGAUGAUAUCCAUGGACAUAGAGCAGGUGAUCUGCCUGGCCUUGGCCCUGCUGCUGGCUAUCAAGUACAUCUUCUUCGAGCAGGUUGAGAUGGAGUCUACACUGUCACUGAAGAACCCCAUGGCUAUGUCUGCCCCAGCCCUGACCCCACGACGACCCACUGAGACCUGCUGCAGGAUGGAGCCGUACACUUCCCGGUCCCUGGCCCCUGCCCAGAGUGUGGCUGCCCUGGUACCUGCCAGCAAGGAAGAGAGAGAUGAGGUUAUUCGGCCGUUGUCUGCCCCAGCCACGGAUCCCCAGCCAAAGAGCAUCUUUGUCGUAGGUGGGGUGGAGGAAGAGUUCAAGUCCAAGAUUGAUAAGCCAAGCCUCCUCCAAAAGCCCAGAGGCCUGGAGGAAUGUGUGGCCAUCCUUAACAACCCUGAGCUGGGGCCUCGUUUACUGAGUGAUGCUGAGGUGAUGCUACUGGUCAACUCCAAACACAUCCCUGCAUACAAACUGGAGGCCAUGAUGGAGAGACCAGAGAGAGGAGUGGCCAUUCGAAGACAGAUGAUAUCUGCCAAACUUCCCUUUCCUUCUGCACUCUCCUCACUGCCAUACACCGACUAUGACUAUUCCAAGGUAAUGGGUGCCUGCUGUGAAAAUGUGAUUGGCUACAUGCCUGUACCUGUGGGUGUGGCUGGACCACUGCACCUUGAUGGGAAGCAGUUUCAGGUCCCAAUGGCAACCACGGAGGGCUGCUUGGUUGCCAGUACCAACCGCGGUUGUCGAGCGAUCGCUCUUGCAGGUGGAGCCAGCAGUCGUAUCUUGGCUGACAGCAUGACUAGAGGACCCGUAGUGAGGCUGCCCUCUGCCUGCAAGGCCUCUGAGGUCAAGGCCUGGCUGGAGAGCACAGAUGGGUUUCAGGCCAUCAAAGAUGCAUUUGACAACACCAGCAGGUUUGCGCGGCUCCAGAAGCUGCUAGUUGCUCUGGCUGGGAGAAAUCUCUACAUCCGCUUCCAUUCCAAGACUGGUGAUGCCAUGGGUAUGAAUAUGAUCUCUAAGGGUACAGAGCAGGCUCUGAGCAGACUGCAGCAGAACUUUCCAGAACUGCAGGUUGUGGCUAUUAGUGGGAACUACUGCACAGACAAGAAACCAGCCGCCAUCAACUGGAUCGAAGGCAGGGGCAAGUCUGCUGUCUGUGAGGCCACCAUCCCAGCUAAAGUGGUCAGAGAGGUGUUGAAAACGUCAACGGAGGCUCUGGUGGAGGUGAACAUCAGCAAGAACCUGGUGGGCUCGGCCAUGGCUGGUAGCAUCGGUGGAUGUAAUGCACACGCAGCCAACUUGGUGGCUGCCAUCUACAUAGCCUGCGGACAGGAUCCAGCCCAGUCAGUGGGUAGCAGUAACUGCAUAACCUUGAUGGAGGCAUCAGGACCAACAGGGGAGGACCUGUACAUCAGCUGCACAAUGCCCUCUAUAGAGCUGGGCACAGUAGGAGGAGGUACCAACCUGCCCCCUCAGCAAGCCUGCCUCCAGAUGCUGGGUGUGCAGGGAGCCAGUCAGGACUGUCCAGGGGAGAAUGCCCGGCAGCUGGCCAGGGUGGUUUGUGCCACCGUGCUGGCUGGAGAGCUCUCACUGAUGGCUGCUCUGGCUGCUGGCCACCUGGUCAAGAGUCACAUGACACACAACAGAUCCAAGGUGAACUUACAGGAGACUCCAGGAACCUGCACCAGGAAAGCCUCAUGAGAGCAGUGCAUCCUCCCUCAGUCACGAAAAAGAUGGACAAGUGGAAAGGGACAAAUCAUUGUGUUCAAUGAAAACAGACCUCAGAUAUCUUACAGGUGCUUUGGAAAAGACACAGGAGUGUCGUUUGUCCAAUCUCUAUGCUGGAUAUAAAAAGGAUCCAUACAAGAUAAUCAGAAUAUUAUGUCCGAGUAAUUCCUUUUCUUUGUGUUUGUUCUUCUUUAAUGUCCACAUUUAAAAUGUUGGUAUUUGGGAAACAGACAGGUUGGGUUCAAGAGAAACAUUUCUGCUCCCCUGUUGCCAAAUGAAGCUCUGAGCACAGAAACAUGUUUGGAUAACUGUAAUUGCUGGAUUUGGCUGUGACUCUGCAUGCAAACUUAAGAACAGAGCUGCUUAACACAGAUUCUGAAUUAUUGGAUUUCUUCAUCAGGGUGGUUUGUAAAGCUAACAAGAACACUUAGUGUCACGGUUACACUCACACAGCUCAGCAGCACUGUGAACAGAGACAGAGGAUUAUCCAUGACAGACUUUAGGAAUUCAUAAAAAUAAGAAAAAUCCAGUAAGCACUUUAGAACUUAGAGUGACAGUCUCUUUUUAAGGUUACGUUGACGGCCUGUAAGGACAGGACUGGACAGGCGUUUCCUUCAAAAAACCAGGAUGGUGAUUUAACAAGGCUAACAGUGCCUGUCCUAUUAAUGGAAAUAUCCAACAAAUUCUUGACACAGUCAUUUUGAGAUUACAUUGUCUAAUUGAACAAAAUAAACAGAACUAAUGCUUUAGCUGACCUCUGCACUGCAUACUAAGUACCAUAUAGAAAAUUACAUUAAAGUACAGUGCAUUCCAGUGACAUGCACAACAGAUAUGAAUGUCUCGAAAUAAACUUGACAUUUGCAUACGUCAGGUAUUGUAAUUUAUCACAUUAUGACUGCUUUCAAUCAUUAAAUAUUCUGUUCUUACUUUGUGGUGAUGCAGACACAGACUUUUCAAAUCUAUCGGCAUUUUAAACUGCAUUAGCAUGUGAUGUUGAUGCUUAAAAAUGUAAUAUAAUAUGAUGUACUGCAGAUGUGUCGUUAGAAUGAGUGGUGAGUCUUCCUGAUGUUCUGGCAGUUGGCAAAUAUUUUGAAUAUAUUUUGUAAUAAAUACAAAAGGACUUUAUAAUGA